UACAGAUACUUACCCGUACUUACCCGUUUUUUUCUUAUUACAGAUACUUACCCGUAGCCACUGCGUUAUGAUAGGUACUGAAGACAUAAAAAAUUAGUUAUUUUGAUGGAAAAUGAACUUAAAUAAAGUCCUUAUAAAUAAUCAAACAUAUUUUAUUUUCUCAAGUUUUAAAAGUGGAAUAAAUUUACGUUUAACUAAUGGUUGGGAAGUAUAUAACGGAAAUGUCUCUGAACAUCAACUUUCACUUAUGGCAAAUAGAAUCGAUAUGUGUCCUCUAACUUUCUUACAGUCAAUUAAAGAUGCAUUUUGUAAUAAUAGUUUAUCUGAAUUGUUUUCAUUUGAUCUGAACAAAAUGGAAAAUUCAUGCGAGCUUGUAUGGAAAAAGAUUCUAUCAGAUGAAACAAAGUUUCAACUUGCUAGUCUAACACUCCAAAAAGAUAAUCAUUCAGCUCCCAUAUUAUCUUUGUUAGAGGGAGCUAUGGAAACUGUUCAAAUGCUGUCGAGGAGUGUAACAAAACUUGAAAAGGACAACAUGUUGUUGGAAAAAGAAACCAAUACUUUAACUAAGAGAAUGGAGAAUUAUGUUCAAACAAAAGAUGAAUUAGAACAACAACUUUUUUCAAAGUUUUGCUUGGUUUUAAAUGAAAAGAAGGCACGAAUUCGCUACCUAAAGAAUGAAUUGGAGCAAAAAACUUGGAAAUCCAAUCAAUCAAUAGAAAAUAAAGCAGCAAAAAGUGCAGAAUUAGAAAGUAUCGAUAUUUAUGAUAUCAAACGUAAAAAGAUAGAUUUAGAUGCUUCUCAUAUUGUCUCCAGAGAAAACGAUUCAAUUAAUAUAUUGAACAAGUCAAUAGAACCUGAAAGUUUUGAUGUUCCUAAAAGUAGUAGGAGAAAAAUUCGCUCUUCAAAAAUAGGGAAACCGGUGGCCAUGCAGCAAAGUUUAGCAAGUACGUCGAAAGUUUCUGAGGAAUAUAGUGCCGAUAACUUACUCAACGAUUUGUUCUAAUAACAUUUCUUUAGAUGUUGUUAAAGCUUGGCUUCCAAUAGAAAUAUUGUACAAUUGUUGUGUAAUUUUGUUAUACAAAAAUUGUUAGCGUAACUUGCACAGCUUAACAAACGUUAAGUUGCGCUAGGAAAAGUUUCUAUUAUAAAACAAAAUUGUUGCGCAACUGUUGUUCGACAUGCUACUACUAUUUGCAAUCAGGCUCAAUUCUUAAUUACAGGCUAAACUGUAACAUUCAUGUAAUACUACUUGUAAAAUUUAGUAUACAGUUUGUAAAAUGUUUAAAGGAACCAUGUAACGGUUUUUUAAAAAGUUAUAUUUCAGAA
Messenger RNA from Hydra vulgaris (swiftwater hydra), 1326 nucleotides. RefSeq names its product DNA repair protein XRCC4. Gene Ontology annotation, biological process: positive regulation of ligase activity; response to X-ray; double-strand break repair via nonhomologous end joining. The record is from RefSeq and is a predicted model, not a curated record. Gene Ontology annotation, molecular function: DNA binding. NCBI's taxonomy places the organism in Eukaryota, Metazoa, Cnidaria, Hydrozoa, Anthoathecata, Hydridae. Gene Ontology annotation, cellular component: DNA-dependent protein kinase-DNA ligase 4 complex; nucleus; DNA ligase IV complex.